Molecule: messenger RNA, 1840 nt
Organism: Fusarium redolens
Lineage: Eukaryota; Fungi; Ascomycota; Sordariomycetes; Hypocreales; Nectriaceae
Product: amino acid/polyamine transporter I
Exons: 3
Coding region: 252-1574 (440 amino acids)
Biological process (GO): transmembrane transport
Cellular component (GO): membrane
Molecular function (GO): transmembrane transporter activity
Source: RefSeq, a predicted model, not a curated record
CUUUAUUAGCAUACCAAUCUUUUGAGCCAACUUCUCACUAGACUCUGGACUCACCAUGUCCGUGAUAUCCACCAGCCAGAUACUGGCCUGGCUUGCCUGGGGACUGAUUUGGUAUGAAUCUCUGAUGCACACUUCACUUUAACUCAAGCAAUGAUAAUCCAGAGCCGACAAGAAAAUUCUUCAGGGGCUGGUUUAUUCCAUCGUUCCUUUUUCUCCCAUGGGCUCUCACAACGGCAGAGUUUUGUUCAUCGAUGCCUGUCAAUGGUGCCAACUACUGGUGGACGGCUGCACUGGCACCUCCAUCGAUAUCCCGUCCCCUAUCUUUCAUCGCAGGCAUGGCCAACAUCAUGAGUGCCCUCACCAGUAUUGCCAGCUUUGCUUGGGCGUCGUCCAGCUCCAUCUGCACCGUCAUCGGUCUCUUGACUGGCUGGGUACCCACCAACCCUAUUAUCUUUGCAGUCGCCAUAGCUACCUGCGCUGCAUGGUUUUUCACGGCAUCUAUUAGGAUGGAUAAAGCCAGCCUUAUUUUUAUAUCCUCGGCAACCCUUGUUCUCGUCUUCUCGGCCUGCUUUGUCAUUGGACUUCCCGUUGCUCAAAAGACCCAAGGUAUUCCUUUUACUUCCGCCGCUACCGUCUUUGGAGAUUACACCAACUACAGUGACUGGGACAAACCUGUCGCUGUUCCGUUCACCUUCUUUUGUGCCGCAUGGGUCAUUACUGGCUGGAACGCACCAUCAGCCGUGGCAGAGAAGACUCACAAUGCACGAAUCGCUGCACCUCGCGCCAUCAUCAACACGUAUUAUUUACAAGCAGGUAUGAGUAUGCUAUUCUGCAUCCUGCUAGCUUUCUGCAUCACGGACAUGGAAGCAGCGGCCUCUGAUCCUACCGGCUACGCUGUCUUUACUCUCCUAAUUGAUCGCUGGGGUCUCAAGGUUGCCGGGGCUUUCCUGCUCAUCAUCUUCUUAAACACCUCUAUCGGUGGCGCGGCGGUCUUGGUCAUGAUGUCGUGUCAGACAGCUGCCUUUGCACGGGAUGGGGGGAUGCUCUUCAACGACAAACUCUCAUAUGUCUCUCCCCGGAGCAACAUGCCAAUCUACACAACAAUGUUCCUCACGAUUGGCGGCAUGCUUAUGUUAUGCCUGGGAUUUUCUCCUAUUGCCUCCGAGAGUAUCUACUCCCUUGCUGUCAUUGCAAUCAUAGUAUUGUACGCAUUGCCCAUGAUAUUCAGAGUCUUCGGCAAUGGACGCUGGGUUCUGGGCCCAUGGAACAUGGGCAGGCUUAGCAAGCCUGUUCAUGUCUUGGGUUUCUUGACGGUCGUCUAUAUGAUGAUAAUUGAAUGCUUCCCCCCCGAGGCAAAGUGGACUGGAGCGACCCUGAACUAUAAUUGGGCCGUGUUCUUGGGUGCCGUGUUGCUUUCUACCAUCCUUUGGUUUUCUCAUGGCUCCCGUUCCUACCAGGGGGUUAACCAAGAAAUGCUGAGGGCUUGGAGAGAGCGAGAGCAUGACCGUGGGUUGAACCAGGAAGGUUCUAGAUUAUCGCCCAGCGAGACAUACAUUGGGGGAGUGAAGCCUUAGGUGUUUUCAAGCUGAAGGAGUGGAUAUUUCAUUUUCUGUCUGUUUACUUUACUGUCUGAUCCAAUGCUACAUAUCUAGCUUCCAAUUUGAAGCAAUGUCCUUUAUUUACUACUUCCGUGGUUUUUUCAAUCAAGUACCAGCUACAAAAUGUCCUUCACAACAGGCCAAAGAAAGGCAAUAUAGGGAUGCUGAACCUAGGCAAUGACUCUUCAGUGACUUCAUCUGCUUAAGUGCCGUGCAUUCUGUGCACAGCGAAUUCGUCAUUU